Messenger RNA from Lucilia sericata (common green bottle fly), 1450 nucleotides. It is a transcript of the gene Timp, whose product is annotated as tissue inhibitor of metalloproteinase. The coding region runs from base 452 to 1084 and encodes 210 amino acids. Gene Ontology annotation, cellular component: extracellular matrix. NCBI's taxonomy places the organism in Eukaryota, Metazoa, Arthropoda, Insecta, Diptera, Calliphoridae. The record is from RefSeq and is a predicted model, not a curated record. The transcript has 5 exons. Gene Ontology annotation, biological process: negative regulation of membrane protein ectodomain proteolysis; negative regulation of endopeptidase activity. Gene Ontology annotation, molecular function: protease binding; metalloendopeptidase inhibitor activity.
AGUCGUGAAUUUCUUAUAAAACGGUCAAGUCUUCGCGAACACAACAACAUUUUGAGGUUGUUGCUGCCGCAAAAGUUUUUUUUUUUUUCAAUAUUUCGCUCUUCGGUUUUCCUUGCUGCUGUAUUGCGUGUGUAUGUGUUUUUUUUUUUUUUUGAAAAUCUAUAAAAUAUUUAUUAGAUUUUCUUUUAAAUAUUGAAAUUAUCUAUUUCUAAAUUGAAAAUUUAAAUAAAUGUGCAUACAGUGAGUGUUUGUUGUGUCUUGUCAAUUUUAGUGUUUAAAUUGGGGGAGAAAAGCUGCCUUCAAAAUAAAUGAAUGGAUUUAAAUUGAUUUAAGAGUGAUUUAAAAAUAAACCAGAAACAAAAUAAAACAUUUUUUAAAAACAUAUAAAAAAUAAUAAAACAAAACAACAAAUCGAAAACUAUUAAUUUUGUUUGAUUGGGUUGCUGCCAUUAUGCAUUUUUCCAAAUAUUUAAGCUUUUUAACUUUGGCCUGUCUGGCCGUUUUGACAUUUUAUUCUACCCCCUCUAUGGCCUGCUCCUGUAUGCCGGCUCAUCCUCAAACCAGCUAUUGUAAUGCAGAUUAUGUUGUGGUUGUACGUGUCCUGCGCAAAUCUACACGUUUGGUUAAACAUCAAGCCGCCUAUAAAGUGGAAAUAAAAAAAUCCUACAAGAUGACACCCGAAGGUCAUAAAACAUUGAGACAUGGUCGUGUACUUACACCGCUCGAGGACAGUAUGUGUGGUGUUAAUUUGAUAUUGGGCAAAUUGUAUGUUAUAGCCGGUCGGGGAGCUCAAUUGAGUUUAUGUAAUUAUGUCAAAGAGUAUCAGAAAAUGAGCAUUAUAGAGAGAAAAGGAUUCUCGGGUGUUUAUCGUAAGGCAUGUGGUUGUGAGGUUAAAACCUGUUUUGGUAAUAGCUGUUUGGUUCAUACCGAAACCGAUACCGGUUGCAAAUGGUCUCCUAUGGCUAAGUGUGAAACUGAGUUUAGUGCUUGCAUGCCUUCAACAUAUCGUACACCUGAGGGUCCUAUUAGACAAUGUCGUUGGAGAAGAACGCCUUUAUAUGAUGAAUGCAUGUCAAAUCCAUGAUUUCGUUUUUUUUGGGAAUUUACAGUGUCAUAUAUAAUCUAAUACCGUUGUAUUUUGUAAAUUUUGCUCGAAGUUAAUUAUUAAUUUAUGUUUUAGUUGUAAGUUAAAUUAUGUAUAUUUACUGUUAAAAUAGUUUUAAGUUUAAUUAAGUUUUAAGUUGUUUGUUUUAAUCACAGAUUAAUGCCGUUAUUCAUAAAUGUUUAUUAACUAUUUAUAAAUGGUUUAUGGAAGGAACAUAAAAGUGCUUAAGAAACCAUUGUUACCUUUAUGAUUAACGGAUUUGAUAUGUUAUUAUAUAUGAACUAUAUAUAUUAUGCGAUUUUAUCUCUGUUUUAAAAAUAAAGUUUAAAUUUAAAACUUACCAAA